AGUUCCCUCUGCCCAAACCCCCCAAAAGGGUGAUUUGAUCGUAAAAUUGGAUCAAAUUGAAAUUUUUACAUUUUGCGCCUUUUCUCGUCCUUUCAGAUCUUGGAUCUUGAUACCCCACCGCCGUCAUGCCGUCAUGCAUCAUAUAUUGGAGGUUGGAGGUUCAUCCGAUGAAGUGUGGAGGCCUACCUCUAGUACUAUUCAUAGUCAACCCGCCGUAACAACCCCCGCCGGAGAGCCUUCCUUAUUAGCCUCAGGUUAGCGAAUCUUUGGAGGAGGGUGGGGGGAAAGAUUCCUCCUCCAAGACGAUGCCGAUCGACGUGCAAUCGCUGACUGGCAUCGUGGUCUACUUUGUCAGCAGUUUAUCAGGAGUGUCCAUUGUCAAGUUUCUGAAUUAUCACUACUGCUUCACUUCCUGGCGUACAUUUGCUCUUUUGUCGCGAUCUACUUGGGUUCUCUCCUUGAUGCUACACGUGUUCCUUCAAUGGCGAGAGACUGUGAGGUUGGUCUAUUCCAGACGACAACUGUCUCUGUAUUUUUUGGUGGCGGUUGGACUUUCCAUUGUGGAACUUCUCAACUCGUUCUCCAUGACCAUGUUGCCUGGUUCGCUGUACAUGCUUCUAAAGGGAUCUGACGUUGGCUGGUCAAUGGCCCUCAGCUAUGUCAUCUUGCACAAGUGGUACAGCUUUGUACGGAUAGUGGCAGCCGGCUUGAUCAUGCUUGGGAUUGCCCUUGUCUUUGGCUUUGAUAUUAUCUACCGACGACGUGACGAUCAUCUGGAAAAUGAUUCUUUUCAGGUCGCUGCCAUUCCGGUCGCCGCCUUGCUUUGCUUGCUGGGCGCCUUCCUCAAUGCUCUCUGUUCGGUUGUCACAGAAGCUUUGCUCAAGGAGACUCUCCAAGAAGAACAAGACAGGCAACUGCAACAAUCCACUCAAUCUGCGUCGUCUCCAUCCAAGCUGUUGCUCUCCAAUUCUUACUCCAUGUGGACAAGCUUUUUCUCCUUCUCAUUGCUUGCCAUCCCUGCACUGAUAGAACAAACAAGAAACAGCAGUACUGAUCUUGCAUUGUCACAACCUUCCUCGGGAGGAUCCAACUCUUCCAUAUGCCCAAGCAUCGAUCCCACCAGAGUCAACCAGGCAACCGCCGAAGUUAUGAACGGGCCAGUGGACCAUUCAACAAUAUCCUAUGCCAUUGCCAUUUGUUUGGCCUUGUUGGGGGCCUCCAGGUUCUUGGAGCGCCUUUGUAAACAUUUCAUUUGUGUUCACGAUUCUGCCGUCACCUUCUCCAUCGUACAGGCAGCCCGUCGAUGGUUCGGUAUCUACAUUGUGGGUAUUCUCUUUCACGAGGGCUUUGACAUGGGAAUGAUGGUGGGAUCUCUUGUGAGUGGUGUUGGAUUCCUUCUGCAUGCCAUGAGCAGCGCGUCGUCCAACGGUGCUUCCCAUGCCUAUCAAAAGGUUGCCUCAAUUACCAGUGAUCUGGCCGACCAAAGCACUGUUACGAGCGGACUUGAAUUAACCACAAAAAUGGCGAAAGAAGAUCUCACAACAUCAUGAAGAUUCCAAACAAAAUCUGUUAUUACAUACAAAAUGGAUAUGGCAGUGCCAUAUGUCAAAACUACAAACAAAAAGGAUUCAAAAUCGAGUCCCUACAGGCUCUCUGGAAGUGGCGGAAGCAAACAGCAGUCUCGCAACGAAAGAGGCCCGCGGGAUAGUACAAAAUGUGGAUUGCUUCUGUGAGUGUGGAUAUGGAAGGGUUCGGGGAAGAGG
Molecule: messenger RNA, 1763 nt
Organism: Seminavis robusta
Lineage: Eukaryota; Bacillariophyta; Bacillariophyceae; Naviculales; Naviculaceae
Source: the annotation of a GenBank genome assembly